AUAAAAGAUGAAUAUUCUCCUCUCGGAAAUUCCAUCACUGGUAAACGUGGUCCUGGGCGUCCACCUUCGCAGCACACCUUGGCUGUCAGCGCAGCUGCUUCGGCACUGGCUACUCGACGACAAGUUCGUGCUCGUCGUCUUCCAGCGUGGUAUAAGGAUUAUGAUACAGAUUUCGUUGUCCAAGAGGAUGAAGCUUUUGAUCGUGAGCGUGUACAAGCUCAACUGCCUCCUGGUAUUGAGCUUGAUGACCCGAAUGAAAUCAAGCCAGAUGUCCCCACAGAAGAGUGGAAUAUUGUUGUAUAUGACGACGAAGAAGACCAAGUUUUAGACAACGAUAUUGAAGAGGAGGCAAUGAUAGAGCCAGAAGAUGGAGAAAUGCAGGAUGGAGCUGUUCUUGGUCCAGACAUGAAUGACCUUAUUGUGCAGCAUUGA
Molecule: messenger RNA, 432 nt
Organism: Protopolystoma xenopodis
Lineage: Eukaryota; Metazoa; Platyhelminthes; Monogenea; Polystomatidea; Polystomatidae
Source: the annotation of a GenBank genome assembly